Messenger RNA from Paramecium tetraurelia, 1971 nucleotides. RefSeq lists its product as uncharacterized. The record is from RefSeq and is a predicted model, not a curated record. NCBI's taxonomy places the organism in Eukaryota, Ciliophora, Oligohymenophorea, Peniculida, Parameciidae. The transcript is spliced from 6 exons. Gene Ontology annotation, molecular function: ATP binding; protein serine/threonine/tyrosine kinase activity; protein serine/threonine kinase activity. Gene Ontology annotation, biological process: peptidyl-serine phosphorylation; peptidyl-threonine phosphorylation.
AUGAAAGUUCGUCUCCCAGAAGAAGACCAUAUAAUCGAGUUAGUUUCAAAUAAAAUCACUCCAUCCAUAAAUUUCUCCACUCAGAUUUCACAAAUUUCUAAAAAACUCACUUAACCAAGAUCGAAUCUCACAGACAAAUCAGGUUCGUCCAUUGAAAUCCAAAAGGAUAUGGAAAUCCUCCAGGAUUCUAAGAUAUAAGUCUCUCAAAAAUAGCAUUGUCAUACAUAAAAUUAUUAGUUAAAAUUGGAGACAAAAUCUAAAGAAAUCCAAACUGAGCUUGGUGAUUUUAAAAAGAAUGAUUCCAUCGAAAGAGUGCAAGAAGCUAAGGUAAUAAAAUGCAUCCAAUACCCAUCCUUUUAUUCCAUCUACGGCAAAGGCAAAAAGGCAACCUCCAGAGAUCAGCACUCCCUCUAAAAAGUCUAUUCCAACAUCUUGGACGAAUCAGGGUCACCCAAACACUCAAAGCCCUUGGAUUGGUCAAAAAUCAAAGUUCCAUUGAGUAGCAAUGAAUGUUUAAAAGAGUAUGGAGGCUACCUAACACAAUUCGAAAAACAAGAAAUCCAAUCGUAUAAGGAUAUUUACUGUAUCGGAUAUUAAGCAAAAAAAUAAAACAAUUAGAUGACGUCGUUCAAUGAAGGAUUUGAUAAUGAAAAAGGAGAAUAUCAAAUUAAUAUAAGCGAUCAUAUUGCAUAUCGAUUCGAAGUGUUGGAAGUAAUUGGGAAGGGGAGUUUUGGUUAAGCGCUUAAAGUAUUUGAUCAUUAGAAAAAUGUUGUUUCUUGUUUGAAGAUAAUUAGAAACAAAAAAAAGUUUUAUAAUUAAUCCUUAAUAGAAAUUCAAAUCUUAACAUUCAUUAAAGAUAAGGAUCCUGAAAACCUGACAAAUAUCAUAAAGAUUAAGGACUAUUUUGUAUUUAGAAAUCAUGUGUGUUUGAAUUUUGAACUACUCUCAAUGAAUUUAUAUGACCUCAUCAAAUUAAACAACUUUUCAGGACUGCAAUUAGAAUUGAUUAGAAGAUUUGCUAUUUAAAUACUGAACUCAUUGAGUUUUCUUUACAAACACAAUAUCAUUCAUUGUGACUUGAAACCAGAAAAUAUCCUACUCAAACAUGCCAACAAGAGUGGCAUCAAAAUAAUAGACUUUGGCAGCAGCUGUUUUGAAGAUCAAAAGAUAUACACCUACAUAUAAUCCCGAUAUUACAGAGCCCCAGAGGUCAUCCUAGGAAUUCCUUACAGUAAAAGCAUUGAUAUGUGGAGUUUCGGAUGCAUUCUAGCCGAAUUGUACCUAGGAUUCCCUUUAUUCCCUGGAGAAAAUGAACAAGAAUAAAUUAGUUUCAUUCUAGAAAUGCUGGGUCCUCCAGAUCCCGAUAUGCUUCAAGGUGCUGAAAGGAGAAAAUUGUUUUUCAAAGAUUAUCCCCCUUUUAAGCCGUUAAUCUACUAAAAUAAAAGAGGGAAAGUAAGACUGCCUGGAAGCAAAAACCUCAACAACAUUCUAAGAUGCAAUGAUAAUUUGUUUGUUGACUUCUUAUCUAAAUGUUUGGUAUGGAAUCCAAAGAAAAGAAUCAAACCUAUCGAAGCGUUGAUGCAUGUAUUCAUUUUAGAAGGACUACCCAGUUAAAUUAGACAACAGCAUAUUCAAUAUAUUGAAAAUGAGUAUUAAACCUAUUUAUAGAAAAAAAAUCCUUCAUACUAGGGAGAGUAAGGAAAAUAAAUUUCAAUGAAUUUCACUUCAGAGCCAGAGAUGUAUCAUAAUCCUAAACUGAAAAGUUAAGUCUUAACUUAGAAAUUUUCAUACAUAAAACAACACUCGUAAGAAAGAGAGGCUGAGAAAGAAGUAGAAAAAGAAACUCAAAAUACAUCCAAAAGAUUGUCUUUAUCCUUUCAUUCGAAUAAACACUCCAAUUAUAAACAACCUUUUCUAUUUAAUUUACAUCCAGAAACAACUAAAAACUUAAUUAAAAAAAAGAUUAAUUGA